AGCUGGCCCUAAAUCAGCCUAAGAAUUUCACACGAUGCAAAACAAGAACCACUUGAGCGGGGUGAAUUUGUCCUUACUCAAAACUAGUCCAGAUUUCAAGUUAAGGUUGAGAGCAGGACUGUUCUUUCCCAUGCAAAUCUUUUAUAUUUUACCAAUAUUGCGGAACGUGAAGUCAAGUCGUUCUGAUGGUCUGUACACGGUCCCUUUGGAAACCUUUAUACUGAAUGAGAUCCAACCUGACUGACAUUGUGAACAAAUGGCUUCCCUCAAGGGUAUCUUUGGCAAUGAGAGCACAAAAGCAGAUGAAUUUCCUACUCUAUCAUUUGAAGAACAGUUCAAAGAGUUGACCUCUCUCAUAUCCUUUUUUGAGGAGUGUUCAAUGAAAACAUGGGAGUUUAUUAAUGGCAUGAAGAAAGAGCUUUCUGACAGCUUGAAAACAGAUCUUAUGACUGACACAGAAAGGAAGCGUCUGCAGUCAUAUGCUGCAAAGAAGUCCACUCUCUUGGUCCUUGGACAAACAAACAGUGGAAAGAGCUCCUUUGUGAAUGAACUCCUUGGUGGGUCAUUCAUGCCAACUUCUGAAGAACCAUGUACAUCUCGCAUCGUCCGUCUCAAAUAUAGCGAGAAAAACUAUCUCCAGGUACUGGAUAAGUCUAAACCUAAUGAAGGAGAGAAGAUUUUUUUCGAUGGAAAGAGGUUACCGAAAGAGGAAAUAGAGUUGGUUGAAAGUCGGAGAGCAGAUAAAUCCUGGAUCAACUCUACCGUAGAAGUGGGCCUGAACAACUCUCUCUUUCAAAAUGGACAUCUAGAAGUUAUUGAUGCACCUGGGAUGAGCGAGAAUGAAGCUCUGGACGAGAUUGUUGAGGAAUGUAUUCACGGCAUUCUUCAAGUCAUUAUCUAUGUCAUAGACGGUAACUCCUCUCUAAGGCUGCAGGAAAGGGAUUUUCUCCUGGACCUGAAGGAGAAAAUUGGUAACUUGCCCAUUUUCUACCUGUGCAACAAGGUGGAUAAAGACAGGACGGCUGUGGAAUAUGACAGGGACUCUGACUUAGAAGACAAUGUUGAUAAAGGCCCACAUAAUGAAUUAGGGAAGGAGCUGCUCGCUUAUCGAGCUCUCUCUCUAUGCCAUAUGGUGCCUGACGACAUAGAGUAUACACAAUGUCCUUUCUUUCACGGUUUGUCAACCAAGGAAGUCAGGGACGCUCGACAGAAAAAGCAGUCAAACCAGUAUACCAAGCAGUUUGAUGACCUCAGGUUUAAGCUGCUGAAAUUUAUUGCCACCGGAGUGAACAGCCAUCUUCGAUCUGCAGUAGAAUUCCUUUGUCAGAUCCAAAAAAGGGUGUUUGAUUUCUUUUUGAAUUGUGACCUCAACCAAGACACAAUUCCUGCUCAAGAUGAGUUAUUUAGUAAGCUAGAAAUAAAAGAGCAGGAGUAUGUGGAAGAAAUGCAAAAAUUUCUCUAUAACAAUCUUUUUAAGUUUUCCAAGGCUGUCGAAGAUAUAGUCAAGAGCCAAAGAGCUAAGAUCGUAGCUGACGCGUCCGAACUGCAGUUCGAUUCAAUCAGAACUGGAGAUAUCGUCGGGCAAAAUGAGGUGGUAGAACACUGCCGCAGUCAGAUUAAGGACCUGGUGUUGUUAAACGUUACGAACAAAUCGAUUGAAAGAAUUCAGCCGGUAGCCUCCGUUUUCACAAGAUAUCUACGUGAAUCCCUCGAACAGUCGCUCAGUGAGGUAGGCGAACAAGACGACAAUUUAGCUAUUCUUGUAAAGAUGCAACUGAAGUACAGUUUUCUACAACAUUUUCCAGCGCGAGACAUUUGCCCUUACUUUGAUUAUGCUUUGAUGAAAAGUGGUGUGAGGCCUAAGGACAACGCCAAGAAAGCUGUCAAUGAUGUAUGGUCUGUCAUCCGAGGGAAGGGGACGUACCUUAACGCAAAGUGGAAGCAAAGAAUCGCAGAAAAUGUGCUGGACAAUAUCGACUGUGAUGCCAUCGCACGCCGAAUUUGUGACAAAAUAGCAGAGGAUUUAGAAGACGGGCAUCAGUUGUUACAGUUAAACCUGGUUUUCAUGAGAAAAUUUUGCCGCGCAGCUUUAGAAGUAUCUGCUGUUCAGAAAAAAUUCGCCGUAGCACAAUCCCCAUAUUUUUCCAGUCUGAUGAGUAAGGCCGGUGCUCUUUCUCAGACGCUGGCUUCCGAUGUUCCCUCUAGAGCAACUGUUGGUGCGCAAAUAGGAAGGUCUGGUAACCGAGGAAGGGUUUUUGAAGACAAAACCAACGAGAAACGUGUUGUGAAACAGCUCACAUGUGCAGCUCACCACAGUGAAAUGCGAGAUGAACAUUUGUUAGGCAUUACAAGAACCUUAAGGAGGACUCAAGAUGAUAUUUCCACAAUCCUACGACCUAUUUCGUUGAUAUUGGACGGAAGUAAUGCGGUCUCUGUUCUGUUUCCAAAAAUGGUCACAGACUUGUUCGAAAUUCUUCAGUGUGAUAAAAUCCAAUUGCAUCAAGGUCUAAGAAUUGCACAGCAAAUGGCUGAUGCUCUGGAGAAUUGCUGGGACAGACGCAUUUACCAUGUGGAUUUGAGGACCACAAACAUUUUGCUUGACUUCUGCGGAAAUGCAAGGCUAAACGUCUCUAAGCCAAGGGAUGACACAAUUCCGUAUCCUGACAACCAAGCACCUUUCCAUGUUCCUGCUCAGAAUCCCGGUGCAAAUGCACCUGAUGCUGAUUCGAUGAUGACUCUGAAGAAUCAUUGUGUCUACAGUCUUGCAGUCUUGCUUUUGUUGCUUGUGGAGGAGAAGUAUUGCAGACCACCCUACGCCCAGACGGGAAAGGUUAAUGAGGUGUAUGCUGCUGUAGACCUUGGAGAAGAUUUGAAAUACGUCUCCGGAUUGAAGAACCCAAAGGGUUUGUUUUCGGGCGGAAGGAAAAAGGCUCGUGAGAUUGUCCUGUCCAUGUUUGACUUUCAUGAGAAGCACAAUGAGUAUCUCCUCUCACAAAUGAAUUACUUCAAAUUCGAGGUUACUGGGGUGAUUUCUAGUUUUGACACCACCGUACCCUUUUGAACCUGCACUCUGAGAAAGGAAACUUUCAUCUCUGUCACUUAGAAGUUGAGCAGUUUUUUUUUCAUGGAAAAAAAUCAAAAUUUACAUCUGCUUUCGAAGAGUUUCAAUUCCAUUUCCACCUACAAAGCAAUUUAGAUAAGCAAAAUCUGAUAAGAAAAGUUAUUAUUUUGUAUAAUUCACAAGCAUUCGGUUUCAACUCAUGAAUAGACAUGUGUUAGAAUCGUGAGAAACUUUCUUUAGUUACAGUUUGAGCGAAGCGAUGAUUUCUUUGACAGAUAUUUAUGAUAUUCGCUAAACAACGAAAUAAUGUAGUCACUGCCAUUCAAAAUACCAAAAAGGAGUCAUUUCUUCAUCUCGCCCCCAGUCGAAUUCUUGAAAUUUUCCUAUAAAUAUAUCUUAUUAACCAAGCGCGAGGGCCGUACUGGGAGAAUAUCGG
Stylophora pistillata is the source of this 3497-nucleotide messenger RNA. RefSeq names its product dual serine/threonine and tyrosine protein kinase. Gene Ontology annotation, molecular function: ATP binding; protein kinase activity. Gene Ontology annotation, cellular component: cytoplasm. The record is from RefSeq and is a predicted model, not a curated record. Lineage: Eukaryota; Metazoa; Cnidaria; Anthozoa; Scleractinia; Pocilloporidae. Gene Ontology annotation, biological process: cellular response to fibroblast growth factor stimulus; positive regulation of ERK1 and ERK2 cascade; protein phosphorylation.